This is a messenger RNA of Didymella exigua CBS 183.55, 861 nucleotides long. RefSeq names its product RNA-binding domain-containing protein. NCBI's taxonomy places the organism in Eukaryota, Fungi, Ascomycota, Dothideomycetes, Pleosporales, Didymellaceae. Gene Ontology annotation, molecular function: mRNA binding. The transcript has a single exon. The record is from RefSeq and is a predicted model, not a curated record. Bases 51 to 731 code for a protein of 226 amino acids.
CCUACGCUGCAGGUGCCCCAACCGCGUCAUACCCGUCUGCCGCCGCCACGAUGAACCGUGGUACGGGUGGCACAUACGAUCCUGAAGAAGAGGCACGCAUAGCUGAAUGGAACAGCGCAUACAACAGGGACGACGCAAAUGCUAAGAAGAGCGGAAACGCAAACGUCGGCAUCGCACAGUCUUCCACAGACGCAGAUGUUGGCACCACCGCAGACGGCAAGACGAAGACAGUUGUUCGCGAAGGUGGAGGCAAGCAGUGGGAGGACGAGACUCUGCUGGAGUGGAAUCCCCUCCAUCCACGAUUGUUUAUUGGUAAUUUGGCUGGCGAAGUUACGGAUGAUUCGCUUAUGAAGGCGUUCUCGAAAUAUCCAUCUUUGACGAAAGCUCGUGUAGUGCGCGACAAGCGCUCAACAAAAAGCAAGAGUUACGGUUUCGUAAGCUUCGCCGACACCGACGACUACUUCCGCGCCGCGAAGGAGAUGAACGGCAAGUACAUUGGUAGCCACCCUGUACUGAUCAAGCGGGCAACGUCAGAAGUUAAGGCUGUGACCAAGAAGGAAGACAAGCACGGUAAAUUUGGGCAGAACAAUAAGAACAACAAGAACAAGAACGGCGCUGGCAACAAGGCAAACACGGUCACAGCCGCGCCUGCGAUGACAGCUGCACUACCGUUCAUCCCGCGGGGAGUGCAGAAGAAGGGCAAGCAGAGCGGUCCAAGGGUGCUUGGCUGAGGAAAGGACGCAUAAAUUGGCUCAUGUCAAUACAACGUUCCUCAGCCAUCAUCGUGGAGAUUGCAGCUGGAACACGCUGCAAGCCUGGCUUGGCAUCGAGAAGAGAGGAAGGACUAUACAACAUGAGGGG